Rotaria sordida is the source of this 1035-nucleotide messenger RNA. The record is from the annotation of a GenBank genome assembly. Lineage: Eukaryota; Metazoa; Rotifera; Eurotatoria; Philodinida; Philodinidae.
AUGUAUACAAUAUUUUUUUGUCCAUGUAAUCAAAUAUUUGAUUAUCAACAAGUUCUUUGUGGUUCACCAUGUUUUAAACGUACAACAUUUCUUCUAAAUGCUUAUGAUAUGUUUAUACAUAGUGUAAUACCAUGUAUAAUAAUUGUUAUAUUUAGUUUAGCAUUAUUAAUUCGAGUUAUUCGACAUAAACAUCGUAUGCAAGGACAAAUUUUUUCUCAACGAAAACAAUAUCGUAUGGUUAUACAAUUACUUUCAAUUGCUUGUCUAUAUAUUAUUAUGAAUGCUCCAUUAUUUAUUGUUAUUGGUAUUCAAGUUUUUUAUUCCAAAAUAUUUGCUGCAACAGAACGUGAUUUAUAUUUAUUUUAUUUGUAUUAUUUUUACCAUUUGGAUAAAAUAUUAGCUAAAUUAGUUGAUCGUUUACCAUCACAAGAUCAUAAAAAUGAUAAAAAAGUUGUUCGUAAAGCUCGACAUCGAUAUGAACGUCCAUCAAAACUUCAUGCUGAUAUAGCACAAAAACGUGCUCGAGUACAUGAACAUCAUCAUUUCGAAUCACUAAAAAUAAUGUAUUCAAAAUUUGUUUCUGAUGUGUUACAAUUACAUAAUUAUUAUCGUGCACGUCAUUCAGCAUCACCAUUAACAAUUAGUCAACGAUUAAAUUAUAUAGCACAAAAAUAUGCUGAACAUUUAGCAGCAACAUCAAAAUUUGAACAUAGUGGAAAUAGAUUCGGAAAUGAAUCUUUGGGAGAAAAUCUUUAUAUGCAAUGGAUUUCUCAUGGUAAAGUUCCAGUUAGUGCAAAAGAAGCAACAAAACAUUGGUAUGAUGAAAUUGAAUUAUAUGAUUUUAAACGUCCAUAUUAUUCUGAAGAUACAGGACAUUUUACACAAAUGAUAUGGAAAUCAACAGAAAGAAUGGGUGUUGGAUUUGCUCUAUCAGCUGAUGAACGAGAAGUUUAUAUAGUUGCAAAUUAUUAUCCAGCAGGAAAUAUUAUAAAUCCUGGUUAUUUUGAAAAAAAUGUUUUACCAGCGAAACAUUAA